UUGGUUACACACGUAGUACUGGUGCCGUCCGUUUGUGGGUCACAGCAAGUUCUGCCGACACCCAGACACCAAGAUGAGCUGGAACGGCUGGGCAGAGAGCGUGCUGAAGAAUGGCAACCAGCCUACAAGCGACAAGGCGUGGAUAACGGACCAGAAGGGCAACUUGUGGGGAUACUGCGACAAGGACGGUAACCAGGGGCAGUGCCCGAUGUCACCUGAGGAGUUUCAGGCUGUGACUGACCUUUUACAAGGAAAAAGAAACCAAGCAGAUGGACUUACCAUUGGAGGCAUUCACUACAUUGUUCUUAUUGCUGACGACGAUUGCAUUGUUUGUAAGAAGGGUGCAUCUGCAGGUCUGACCAUUGCCAAAGCUGGCCAGUGUAUUAUUUUUGGACAGUAUGAUAACAGUGAAACCACACCUGGCAACAACCGGCUGAUGGUGGAAAAAGUGAGAGACAUGUUGAAAAGUAAUGGAUACUAACAUGGCUUGUGAUUUUCAACCAGUGAGACUGAUCUAUUAACAGGCAUCGCAUACUAAUGCUCCACCUUGAUGUCACCUUCCACCUGUGACCUUAUUCAGUGAGUUCAUUAUUUGCAUUAGAUGCUGUUGCUUCUUCUGACUUUCCCACCUUCUAGAUGUGUGAUGCUCACUAGAAGGCAGCACACCUGAUCCUGUAUGGUGAGCAUAGAAUAUCCAGUCUAGCGAUAGAGAGACUUGUCAAUGUUGUCUGGAGAUGGUUAGAAUUUUCUAAAGACUCAGCAAUGUUCGUAGUUGGUGCUGUUUGGAGUUAUUGAUUAUGUUGUCCCUCACCUUGAUGUACCUUGCAUACACAAACUGUUCAUGAAAAAGACAACAUGCAAAUAAAAUAUUGAUACGACUAUUGCUUAAGUAAAAUGAACGAUAGGCAUGACAUCAUAAAUGAGUUAAGUAACACAUAAAACUGAUGUCUUCGUCCUUUUUCCAAAAGGCAGGCGAGGUUAUCUGUGUUUGUCUUAUGUUGUAUCUCAUGCCUGUUGUACAUGGGCACAUUUGAAGGUGGAUUGUUGCUGAUUUUCAUUAAACUUGUAAUGAAUGUGUAUUAAUCUUAAAUCUAACAUUCCAUAUUUUAGGAAUUGGAGUUGCCAGCAUUUAGUAUUCUGCAGGAGAGUACCUUGGUUUGCAGCACAUGUAACUGAAUAAUUCAUAUCAUCAUUAACUUAAUUAUUUGAGUUUGGAUUUUUUUCUUUAGUAUGCUAAUUAGACUCAAGAAACACACCUACAGAUCAGUCUCAGAACACUUUGUGUACAUGUGUGUGCACAUUUACACAUUUUUGAGGGUUGGAGUGUUCCGAGUUCAUUCUUGCUUAGCAUAGCUAAAUGUACAUACUUUGGUUUAGGGGUCAUACAUAUUUACACAUUUUCCAGUCAUCCAAGAGAUAGCACAAGUUUGCUGCGAUGAGCAUUGUCCGAAAGUGUACCAUGACAAGUGUUCUAGAUCUUUCUCAUUAUCUCAUCUGUGCCUUGAUCUGUCCCAGGUUGUGUUGGUGGCUUUGUCUGGUACACUGUUAGCAAGCCCUGUGAUGUUGGUCUUUACUGGUCUGAGCUGACCUGCUGCAGCAUAGUUGUCUGAUAAAGCUGCAUGUAGAAUGUUAGUCAGCAUCUUGCAGUAUGUCACAAUUACUUUCCACAUUUGAUGUGUAUAUUGGAAUCCAUUUUUAUAAGAAUUUAGAAUCUUAAGCAUUUUGUUGUGAAUGGCUCAUUUUUUUGAAGGUGGUUUGACUUAAAAAAGAUUUGGACAUUUUUACAUUUCUAGAAAAAUUCUUCAACUUUUAAUACCUGUAACUUGUAUGUUUGUAAAAACAUUUUCCUUCACAUCUGGUUUUCAGUUAAGUUUACUUACAAGAUCUUUGUUGCCCUAUCCUGCAUUGCACACUUUUGUAAAACCUUCUAUUUGUGUAGCCAACUGGCCAUUUGGAGUAAACUUUGUGUAAACAUUCCAUUAAAAUAAUGACAAAA
Molecule: messenger RNA, 1996 nt
Organism: Pomacea canaliculata
Lineage: Eukaryota; Metazoa; Mollusca; Gastropoda; Architaenioglossa; Ampullariidae
Product: profilin-1-like
Exons: 3
Coding region: 74-481 (135 amino acids)
Cellular component (GO): cell cortex
Molecular function (GO): actin monomer binding
Source: RefSeq, a predicted model, not a curated record